This is a messenger RNA of Vitis vinifera (wine grape), 750 nucleotides long. RefSeq lists its product as uncharacterized. NCBI's taxonomy places the organism in Eukaryota, Viridiplantae, Streptophyta, Magnoliopsida, Vitales, Vitaceae. Bases 101 to 496 code for a protein of 131 amino acids. The record is from RefSeq and is a predicted model, not a curated record. The transcript is spliced from 6 exons.
CUUUGUUUUUCUUUAAGUCUUUUUCAUCUCUGUUUGGUAUCAGGCUCUUGAGGAGAGUCUAUAUGAAAUCAAAGAACAAAUACUUGCAGCAGAAGAAAAGAUGAGGAUUUACAAUCCGGAUGUGGAGAAAAUAAACACAGUUCAUGAAGCUCAAGAGCACCAGCAAUUUCUUGUUGAUGCGAUUCAGCGUAUAGAACAGUUGAAAGUGAAGCUUCUAAGUGAUCAGAUCACCCUGGAAAAACCAGAGUCUAGCCAGGUGAGGUUGCUAGAUGACCAGAUACUGCCACAAAAACCAGAGAAUCUUCAGGUAACCAGGACUAAGAAUGCAGAUCCAACCACUGAAGGGUUGAAUGAUGCUAACACCUCCAGGAACCUCCCAGGGGGUGAACACCAUGAAGAAACAGCCUUUCCUGCAGGACCCCACCUGACAAUGAGCUACCUAAAGGCACAGAACCUAGCAGGCGAGGGCACAUCGUGUUGGUUCGACGACAACUAGUCCUCAUGCUCCUCAGCUCCUCAGCUGCUGAGGGCCAUUUCUCUGAAAGGCUGGUGCAAGAAGUUCCAUUCUGAGUCCUGGGUCUCCUGGGUCUUCCAAUAAUUUAGUAGCUUAUUAGGCUUUUCUGAAAACAGCAAGCUGUUGUGUUAUGGUAUCUGUUUAAGGGCUCGUCUUAAGUUUUAGUUUGUUGCUUCAACUUAAUGUUUGAACCCGGAGAAUGUUAGAGCUUGUUUGGGAAUUGUUUUUUAAAAACA